AUGACCUCACUGCUGCUCCCUGGCACUGCCCACGCUGCGAUGAAGGACCUCUCCUCCUCCUCCUCUCCUCUCAGCUCCCUGCUCCACUACCCGUCCUCCAAAACCUCAGCCGUGACAUUCUCUUCUCCGUCUUCCGGCACCGCCUCCUCCUCGCCGGGAUCGACGCUGUCUUCGGCCAAACCUCAGCCCUUCUGCCUCCAGACGGGCCCACAUCUCAUCGCCAGCAUGCAGCUACAAAAACUCAACUCGCACUACCAGAACCUCGCCGGGGCUUCUGCGGGACACCAAGCAACCGGCGGUGCUCAAAGAGGGUUCGGGGCCUCGCCGCUGAGCACGGGGAACCAGCUCCUGGGGCCGUCCGGAGGCGGGAUGGGUGUCGGCAUCGGCAUGGGGAACCAAACCUCUGGUCCGGGUGCAAUUAUCGACUUUGACCCGGUGGACGAGGAGGUUCUGAUGUCGCUGGUGGUGGAGCUCGGAUUGGACCGAGCCAACGAGCUGCCCGAGCUUUGGCUGGGCCAGAACGAGUUUGACUUCAUGUCGGACGUACCGGCGGGAUGCUGACAGAUAAGAAGAGAAAACUUUUAAAGAUCUAUGGAAGUAGUUGACAAAGAGAGAGAGAUGUUCUCUCCUCUAUUUUCUUUUUCUUUUUCCUCCUUUUCUUGGUCGAUAAAACGACGAAACAGAAGAAACCGCGACAAAGAGAACGAGAUAAGAUGCACACUCCGGUUUCUUACUUUCUUUUGAACUCUUUAUGGAAAGACAGAUGGAUAUAAAAGAAAACCGAUAACUUGCUUUGGAUUUAGUAGUUGUUUUUUCAAUCGAGUUGUGCUCUUGCGGAAAGAGGGCUCUGAUUUGUAUUUUGCUUUUUCAUUUGAAGAACCAUGAGCUGAGUAGGAACCGAAGGAAGGAUUCAAACAAACAAAGAGACCCAAAGAGCUCAACUCGCCUUGAAACCAACGAGCAAUGGCUGGUUUUAUUGGGAACAAAAUGGUCCACAAAAGACAGGUUGGAGAUGUUCGAAGCCCUCUGGAAACAAAACAGUCAAGUUGACGCGCCGGUUUGACUUCUUGUUUUUCUCUCGAAUGAUGAAUAGAAACAAGACUUUCUGGGAAGUUUGUGAAGGAUGACACGCACUACGUUUCCUGUUUUCUCAAUGGACAAUAUUAGACCGUGGUCUCGUGGGAAAGGGACUCCUGAUCCCUUGCUCCUCACAAAGAAAUUGCUUGUCUCAGAACUGGUUAUCUCAAUGUUCUUCUUUUCCGUUCUUCUUCUUGUUUGAAUAAAGAUCAAGCAGUCAAAUUCGUAGAACAUGUUAUUUAAGACAGUGGCUGAUACCCAUCAGGACCUCUGGACAAGGAGCGCUUCUAUAAAUCGGUUCUACUUUUUCUCAACGUAAUGAAUUAGAUAAAAGAGAUGUGGGAUUUUUCAGAGCAUGGGACCUGAAUGGAGUAAAUUGUUUUCUCUUGCUCUGGAACACAACCCCCAUUGAAAUGGUCGAGGACUUUUGGUCAUGUGAGUCGCUACUACAUGUACGUUAUUUGUUCCCCGGCCUACAGUGUAAGAUCACUGACCCAGAUGGUGUAGUCAAUCUGUUGUCAAUUAUCUGAGAUAGCACUUCCUGUUUUGAGUGAGGAUACGAGGUCUGGUACACAUUUGUGUAUGCAAUCCCAAUGGCAACCCCGCUGUUUAGUGUUCGUCCUGUUUUAACCAUCUUUGAUGUUUGUUUUAAAACCUUUAAUUCAGCCCUAACACACCUUAUUAUCGCCAAAGCGUCAUCUGUUUUAUCAUUAUAGACGGGGAUUUUAAGUCCACAUAUUGCGGGGGCUUCAUACCGAAACAUCAACUGCCUUAUGGUUAAAACAUUCACAAUGUUUAUCCAAAGGUUUAAGCUUCAGUACCAAAGUAAACUUAUAAAUAUUUGAACCCCCAAAUCAUAAAAGGUUAUAUGCUACUGUUUGCCGCUAACAUGUUAACAUCCCAGUCUGCUUUACUUUCCCUUGGCAGUGGAAAUGUAUAGAACAUCUUUGCAGGUUAGCAGUGCACCCUCCAGCAAACAUAUUGGUGGUCCUCGAGCUGUUUGGCCGCAGUUGCACAUUUAGCCAUUUAGCCACUUGCUAGCUAGCCAGCAGUCCGACUCUCAAGUGUUUAAUUAUGACUUCUUAAGCCUGUUCAAAUACGUGUUAGCAUAAGCUAUAUGGACCGGUGGCAUGCUGACCAUAUACAGUACUUACAAAAAAACAACGAGAUGUAAUGAAUGUAGCACCAAGCAAGACGUGCACAUCCUUUAGCUCGUCAGCGGCUACAUACGCAUUAUUUUUCAAGCUAACACAGACAAGAAGCCUUAAAGGUGUUAGAUACGAUGACAACAGGCAGCUCACACAUUUAUUCUUGUCCGAGUUCAGCUAAUUGCUAGCAUGCAAGCUAGGUAGCAACCACUUUCUGAACAUCAUAUUUUGGCUUCUGAACAUAAUGAAAAAGUUUUUUGAAUAUUACAUUAAUUGGAAUUUAGCACUUUGCUACUUAAACUCAAGUGCCACUUUCUGGAGCUUUAGCUGUGUCAAAAAAUUGGAUGUUUAAGCUAGCAAUCCUAAAAGAGUUGGAUUAUAUCGUGACAGCUUCCGAGCUUUUGUGUCAGACAAUUCGAGUGGCAGCCGAGCAAACUAACAUCUAGAGCUGAAGAUAUGGCUUAAGUUAUAGUAAAUGGACCAUGAGGUGGGUUUGUUUUGUGAUCUGUCGGCCUAUAGGGUAAUUGUUCUUGAGUUGAUAUACUCAGGCCGGGGGAUCCGAACUGAACCUCUUAAAUUACACAAAUUGUAUGUGCCUCAUUUGCAUACUAAGUGAUGUAACAGAUGCUGUUUGCUUGAAACUUUUGGCUCAUACUUUGAUCUCACACAACAUGUCUGUGAUGGUAAUAUUAACUGAGUCAGUUUGGCAGGUGUUGUUUCUUGCCAAUGCAGACUUGACAUCCAACCCUCCACCUCCACCUAUAGGGGCUGCACGCUGUCUUAGAUGGAUUCAUGGGGGCUCUGACCUAUAUCUGUUGUGGUAAUAGGAGACGCGGGCUCGAACCGUGUGGCAGCAACAAAGGCCUUUCACCUCCAACCCGGUGUGUCUGUCAUCUGGGCAUUGUGGAUCUCUUCUUUGGACCACACACACAAAAUAACACCUGUAUGUUUAUGUGCACGUACACAAAGACCUACAGAAACUCACCUGUGUGUGUUUCACAUCCAGAGAAACAAAACUACUGUUUGUGUGCAAGCAUACAAAGAACAAGGGGGAAAAAAUACACCAAACGCACACACACAGAGAGAGAGAGAGGAGCACUGGGAUGGUAUUACAGCAGAGAAAUGAGAGAAGCAGCCGUGAAACAGGAACUCGCAGAGAAUAUUGAAAAGAGAGAGUGGGAAACAAAAUAAGUUGUUAAAUACGAAUACUACGAAGCACUGUAAAAGUCAAGACCAAAUAGUUAUAAAAAGAGUUAUAUGUUCAGCAAAGACAUUUGCAGAUGAUGUUUAGAGGUAACAUAUUAUUCAAAAUACACUUCACCUUGGUUUUCAAACAUUAAUAUGUGUCUCUAGUCUGACUACAAACCCCCCAAUCAUGAGAAAUGUCCAUCCUCUCCGUCUUCUGCCUGCUCCACUUUUCAGAAAAUGUGUGCUCAAACAGGCCGUUUGGAGAUUUUCCCUUCAUGACAUCACAAAGGGCUGUAGCCCCUCCCCCAGGUGGGUGACACUCCCACAGCUAGGUGUUUGUUCUGCCCUCUGAGUCUGCCUUCUCACCGUAAACAAUAGGACAUGGAGCGAGAAAGCACCGAGUACACCCAAAGCCCUUCCAGAGAGGGGGGCGUGGUCAGACACAGCUCAUUUACAUAUUUAAAGGUACAGACACAGAAACAGCCUGUUCUGAGCAGGGCUGAAAUAGAGGGGUUUAUAGGCGUGAUCAAAUACAGGAUCAGAGUGGAUUUAGAACAAGAAACUUCACACACAUGUUUUGAGGAGCUCUGAGACUUAUUUAAACUUUCUGAAAAGGAGGAGGAUAUGUGACCUUUAAGUGUUGCAAAUAAACACAAAUUAUCCCGCAGUCAAAUUAGCUUCACUUUUGGUCUCAUCACAGCUUUAUCGUGUGCAAAGGUAAACAACGAGCAGCAGAUCAUCCUUCCUAAUGAAAAGUUCUUCCAGGCCUUGUUAAUUUAUUUAGAUGAAGACAGGUCGGCUUUCCUCACAGCAGCUAUUCUCCUUACCCCCUUUUUGAAGUUGUUUUGAGUCUUGGUUGUUCUUCCCUUUCUUGAAUGAAAUGGGAGAAGUAUUCAUUAAUGAAAACCCGAUGAAGGAGUCCUUUUGGCGGAUACCCCCCCCCUCCCUCCCCCCUCUCUCGUAACAACCACUUUAUUGAGUGAGGAGUGAAAGAAGAAAUAAAGAUGCAUCUCAUCACUUUUUGAAUCCAGCAGACAGACACACUGAUUCUUUUCUUCGCCUGUCUCUGAGUCUUAAGUGGGUCAAAAUAACAUACUUCACUCGAGAACAGCCGAGUGUUUGUUUCCAUCUGCUCCACGGUGUUUUAAAGUACUUUUUUGUGUGUGUGUGUGUUGUUUUGCUGUAAUCCCAGCUGAUUGAAUGUUUUCUUUUUUUUGUUGCUGUGGGAUGCCUCUCCUCCCCUCCCCUCCCCCGAGAAGUUGCCUAGUGGUCGAGGUUGUUUGAAUCAUCUGAGGGCUUUCAUUUCCUCUUCUCCUUUACGCUCAAUAUUGCAGAUUAACCUCCAGAGAGCGACGACCUUUUGAACUCAAAUAUACCUCACAGCUAUUUGGUUUCUAAUAACAACUUAGACAUGUGCAACAAGAUAUUUCAUCUUCGUUUUUGGUUUGCUUUGAAUCCCAAUCGGGGUGUGUUUGUACGCCUUAUUACUGCGGAAAAAGUCGGGGUCACCAGUCGAGCAUUCUACUUUCUUAGCACUCUAUCUUAAAGCUCUACACUGCUGCUGGUUUUACACGUUUCUGCUCACUACAAAUCCCUUAAACUGAAGCAGAUUAUUUCUGAAAGGAUCCUUUAAGUUUAUAGACGGUUUUCUUCAGAUUCAAAUCAGUAAAAGUCUCAAAAAGUACUAAAGUUCAAAAGAGCCGAUAUUUGUCGGUUUCAGCUUCUCAGUUUGACAAUUUCAUUAUUUAACUCUUCAAAUAUUUAAGAUUACAAGCAGUCACAGAUUACUGGGUGUUACAAACCAUAAGUAAAAAACUAGAGGCCGACCGAUUUAUCGGCUGGACGAUAAUAUCGGCCGAUAUUUGCAAAUCAAGUGACUAUCGGUAUCGGCUAAUUUUAUGUCGGAUAUACGCCGAUAUUACUCGAUUUAUCUACCAGUCAAAUAGUAUUUUAUUAGAGUUUCAUUUUGUUAAACGAGCAGUUAUCUUCCUUCUCUCACCAGCAGAGGGCGCUGUAUGGAUUACAACAAGCAUUAUCAUACAAAGACAGAGAAUAGGUAUAAAUUGCUCAGAUUCCAGAAGAAUCCACCUAAAAGUUUCUGUAAAACACUUUUGUAUCAUUUAAAGACGGAUGUGAAAAAACCCAAAGUGUAGCGUGUUUACGAGGGUUUCUCAGCAGACUUUUUUCCUGUAAGCAGUUGCUAGGCAACAAUCAGAACCUGGAAGUUGCUGCUCCAAUAUUCACAAUAGUUUUAAAAAAAAGUUCAAAUGAGCUCCUGUGUGUGUGUGUUGUUUUAUUUUGAAGUUGGGAUGAGUUUUCCUCCUGAGCUUUUGGUGUCAGCGUGAGCUCUCAGUAAACCCCCUCGAGUCACGACUACCCGUCUGGAUUUACAGUUUCUAUGUGACAGCGGUGAUUUGUUACUCACUCGACCGUUUCCCUCCGGGGCCGCCGGGUCAUGAAAAAUGUUCCAGAAACCUUCAACACCAGCGGUGAUGUAUCUGUUACAGGGUUUCCACUCCACAUAAUGAAGAUGCUCAGCCACCGGUCCUCUCGUUACACAUCAAGUCGAACGCUGCACUGAUUCCAUACUUUUUCUUUUCUACAUAUUUUACUUAAAAAAAAACCUCCAGAUCAUUUUAUUUUCUUGUUUUUUUUCAUGAUGAAUGAUUAUUAUUGAAAGAUGAUUUUUAAAGCACUUUUGCUCACCGGCUCUCACUUGUACAUCUAUAUGAAUAUGUAAAUGAGUUAUAUUGAAAAAAGGCGUGUAUUUUUGUUACGGCUUUGAGUUGAAGGAUGAAUAAAGAAGGAGAGAAACUUCA
This is a messenger RNA of Labrus mixtus (cuckoo wrasse), 6232 nucleotides long. RefSeq names its product Cbp/p300-interacting transactivator, with Glu/Asp-rich carboxy-terminal domain, 1 (gene cited1). The coding region runs from base 1 to 561 and encodes 186 amino acids. Gene Ontology annotation, biological process: regulation of DNA-templated transcription. Lineage: Eukaryota; Metazoa; Chordata; Actinopteri; Labriformes; Labridae. The transcript has a single exon. Gene Ontology annotation, cellular component: nucleus. The record is from RefSeq and is a predicted model, not a curated record.